AUUGACAAGUAUGCUCAGCGGGAUCUGAAGAAAGGGCUUCAUUUGUAUGGGACAGAUGGAAAUAUUGGCCUAACUAAUGCAUGGAGCAUCAUUCAAACAGAUUUCAGAUGCUGUGGAGUCUCCAACUACACUGACUGGUUUGAAGUGUACAAUACAACCCGGGUGCCAGACUCCUGCUGCUUAGAAUUCAGUGAGAACUGUGGACUCCAUUCCCCAGGGACCUGGUGGAAAGCGCCUUGCUACGAAACAGUGAAAAUAUGGCUUCAGGAAAACUUACUAGCAGUGGGAAUCUUUGGAUUGUGCACAGCUAUGGUGCAGAUUCUCGGACUCACCUUUGCAAUGACCAUGUAUUGUCAGGUAGUCAAGGCAGACACCUACUGUGCAUAGAUAUCAUUCCCAAUCUUUCUGCUCCUCCUCCAAAGGACACAGGAGAAAUCUCCUCAUGCUCAUUCGUCUGACCUUCCCCCCCCACCCCCCUUUGUACUAUAAACUGUGUAUAAUGCUAUCUUUCUGAAGAUUUUGUGAAUUGCCCCACUGUACUGAAGGAGGAAGAAAAGGAAAGAAAAAGUGAGUACUUGAACUGGCACAGGUAAGAAGCAGCCUUGUCUUUAAAGAGAAGAAAACCUCCGAAGAACAAUUGUUCCUUUUCCAUGGCCCAUGGCAAGGCAAUGGAGGCUGCUUAUGGGGGGGCUGAUCUGCAAACCAAUGUCAGGAAAAGCUUGUGCUGAGGCAACCUCUGCGGAAGCUGCCAGGUUGCCUUCCUGCAUUUCAUGGUCUGGAAGAGAGGGCAUAGAAAAUGAGUAUUCUUCAGCAUGGAAAGACGGUACAGAAUAGCUAGCACUGAAUGCAAUUGUAAUUUUACUACAGUUUGCACACAGUUAAAAUGUCAAGAUCAAGCAGCCCUGCCUCCAAGUGUCUCAAGAUAAUUUUGUAGCCAGGAGAGGAUCAUCCUCAAAAAUAUGUUAUUUUAAAGGAGUAUUUUUAAUCUUAUGCACUGCAAAGUCAGGCUUUUAAUCAGAAUCUGUACAGUGAGAUCUGGCUGUUAAGGGAAAACAACAUUGGACAUUGUCUCAUUUAUUAAUUGCCAGUGGCAUAUAGAUGGUUGACUGUAUAUGUUAUAUAUAUAUUACAUUCAUAUACACAUACUGUUCUGCAAGGAGGUGAAAAUACCCAGCAUCUAACCUCAGAAAGAGGGAACCUUUCUAUCCCAUUUUACAUUCCAACUGAAAUAACUGCGUAUUAUUUCUUGUAGGAGGCACUAUCACUUAUACCUCUGGGAAACAAGUAAUUACUUUCAGCUGUAUCUUCAUUUCAGUAAACAACUUGUGAGUGGGCUC
Molecule: messenger RNA, 1337 nt
Organism: Balearica regulorum gibbericeps (East African grey crowned-crane)
Lineage: Eukaryota; Metazoa; Chordata; Aves; Gruiformes; Gruidae
Source: RefSeq, a predicted model, not a curated record